ACCACGUAUUCUUUCUUCUUCUUCUUCUCCUUUGAGCUUGUCUUUCUUUUCCUUCUACCCACUCCUUAUCGAACCGACGAAGAAAAUAUGGCUGAAGGUGCGCUCUUCAGUAUUGCGGGGAAAAUAAUUGAGAAACUAGGUGGCCUAGCUGCUCAGGAGGUUGCACUAUGCUGGGGGGUCAAAGAUCAAUUAAUGAAGCUCAAUGGCACACUUACCAGGAUUAAGGCUGUGAUUUUAGAUGCUGAGGAGAAGGCACAAAAACAUAACCAUCAAAUCAAAGACUGGCUCGAGAAGCUGGGGGGAGCUGUAUAUGAUGCAGAGGAUUUGCUGGACGAUUUUACAACAGAAAUUCAGCAGAAACAGUUGAUGCCUGGUAAUAAAGUAUCGAGGGAGGUACGCAUUUUCUUCUCAAAAUCAAACCAAUAUGUGUAUGGUUCACGAAUGGGUCAUGAAGUUAAAGCACUUCGGGAGAAACUAGAUGCCAUCGAUGCUGACCGUAAACGAUUCAACCUUGAUAUUCGGGAUGACGAGACAGAUUUUUUGACUACGGACGGGAGGCAAACUACCUCCUCUGAACCUGAAGUAAUAGUUGGAAGAGAAGGUGACAAAUUGGCUGUUAAAACUUUUCUGCUGAAUUCCAACUACAAUGAAAACGUUUCUGUCGUCUCCAUAGUUGGAAUAGGUGGGUUGGGGAAGACCACACUAGCUCAACAUGUUUUCAAUGAUGAGCAAGUUAAGGCGCAUUUUGGUGAGAGACGUCUGUGGGUAAGUGUCUCAGGUGUCUUGGGUAAAGAUUCUGAUCAGUUAGAGAGUCUGAAAAAUGAGUUAAAAAAGAUCAUUGAAAAAAAGGAGAAAAAUGAAGAAAAUAAUUAUCUUCUUGUAUUAGAUGAUGUGUGGGAUAGUGGUGUGGAUGGUCGAGAUGCUGAAAAAUGGGAUAAUUUGAAGCAGGGGUUACCGCGUGAUGCAGUAGGAAGCAAGAUAAUUGUAACUACACGUUCUGAAGUAAUUGCAAAAUUCACAAGCACAAUAGAUCGACAUGUUUUAAAAGGUCUAUCAGAUGAUGAGUCAUGGGAUCUGUUUAGAAGAAAGGCAUUUCGUCAAGACGAACUGUCGGGUCAUGUAGAUGACAAAAUUAGAGAAGAGAUUGUAAGGAGGUGUUGUGGAGUUCCUUUGGUAAUAAAGACAAUUGCGAGGUUGAUGUCUUUGAAAGAUAGAGCCCUGUGGAGUUCCUUUAUACGAAAUGAACUUCCAGAUCCGAUUAUAGAUGAAAACAUCAUACAGACCUUUAUGUUAAGCUACAAUGCUCUUCCAUCAUAUAUGAAGCCUUGUUUUGCAUACUGUAGCUUAUUCCCAAAAGGUCAUAGGAUUGAUGUGAAAUCAUUGUUUCAACUUUGGAUUGCACAAGGGUUCAUUAGGUCUUCAAAUUCGGUUGACUCUGGAGAAUCGGUUGCUCUUAUGUGCUUUGAGAGUUUAUUGUGGAGGUCCUUCUUUCAGGAAGUUGAAAAGGAUAAUUUAGGUAACAUAAAAAGUUGCAAAAUGCAUGAUUUUAUGCAUGAUCUUGCAACCCAUGUCGCUGGUUUUGAGAGCACCAAAGUAGAGCUCGGAGGAAAUGGAAUUAAUGAUUCGACUCGGCACGUGUCAUUUGACAUGGAAUUGGAUUUGUUACAACAAAUUCGAAUUCUGUUGCCUUGUGCAAAACGUCUAAGAACACUUAUAUUGCAAGGUGGCACAUGGUGGGAUGAGGGGGCAUGGGAGUAUAUUUGUCGAAAGUUUGGGCAUUUACGUGUGCUUGUUUUGCAUGAAUUAGGAAUUCACAAAGUGUCACCUCUCAUUGAAAAUCUCAAGCACCUUAAAUAUCUUGAUCUUUCAUAUAAUCAGAUGGAGGAACUUCCUAAUUCUAUCACCAAUCUGGUAAAUUUGCAAGUGCUCAAGCUCAAUGGGUGUGAGGAACUUAAGAGACUACCAAGAGAUAUGAGUAAGCUGAUUAAUCUGAGGCAUCUUGAUGUUGGUUGCUCUUUGGCUGAUGAUUUAUGUGGCUUGGAGUAUAUGCCUCGUGGGAUUGGGCAAUUAACUUCUCUACAGACGUUGUCAUGUUUUGUGGUUGCAAAAAAUAGUAGUCAUAAAUCUAAGAUGGUUGGUGGAUUGGAUGAGUUGAAAAGGUUAAAUGAGUUGAGAGGGAGCCUAGAAAUAAUUGUUGUUGAAUAUGAUAGCAAUUCCUGGAUAUCAGAAUGUAAAGGAGCUAAAUUGAUAGAUAAACAACAUCUUCAGUCGUUGACCAUAAGGUGGCGGGGCCCAGAGCGGGAUAGUAAUUCAGAUAUUAAUUUGAAUGAUGAAACGUUGCAAAACCUCCAGCCAAACUUGAAUCUUCAAGAGUUGAAAGUGGUAAGGUAUGGAGGUAUGAGGUUUCCAAGUUGGCUUUCACGUCUCUCAAAUCUUGUAGGGAUUCAUCUAGAAGACUGUCCAAGACUUGAGCAUAUCCCUCCCUUACAUGGAAUCCUUUCUCUUGAAGCAUUGUUUAUUGACGAUAUGAGAAGUUUGGAGUACAUAGAUAGUGAGGGGGUUGGAGGAAAAGGAGUGUCGACGUUUUUCCCAUCGUUAAAGAAACUUGAGCUCGGUUUUUGUGGUAGUCUGAAGGGAUGGUGGAAGAAGAGUAGUGAUGAGAUAAAUGAUGAUAGUGAUGAGAUAAUGCUCUGUUUUCCAAGUCUUUCUUCCUUAAAAAUAGGAUGGUGUCCAAAUCUGACUUCAAUGCCGUUGUUUCCAACUCUCGAUAUACUUGAUUUGCGGUGCACUAGUUCAAUGCCGUUGCAGCAGACAAUGAAGAUGACAGCACCAGUCUCUUCCUCUUCUUCUUCCUCUAUAGACACUUUUAUCCGUCCACUCUCCAAAUUGAAAGAACUACUUAUUUUUUCAGUUGAGGAUAUGGAAUCUCUUCCAGAAAUAGGGCUGCAAAAUCUCUCUUCUCUUCAACAGCUAGUAAUCAUUUUAUGCUCAAGAUUGAAGUCUCUGCCACUGCCUGAUGAGGGGAUGCCUUCUCUUCAGAUUUUAAAUAUCUGUGUAUGCAAAGAAUUAAAGAGUCUAUCUCAAUCUGAAUCUCAAGGGGUGAUACCCUACCUUUCCUCUUUGGAACAUUUAAGAAUCUCGUCCGUGACUGAAGAGUUGAGUGGAAGAAUAAGAGGAUGGGGAAAGGAGAGUAUGGAGGAGUGGCCUAUCAUUGAACACAUUCCAAAUAUUGUAAUUGAUGAAUACUACAUUCAAAAGGACGGUCGCUAUGUAAAGGAGGACGAAAUAACUUACUAGGAUGAUUAGAGCUUUUCACAAUAUUGCAAUUGACAACUACUACAUUCAAAUGGAUGGUUGCUAUGUAAAGGAGGAGGAGGAAAUAUUUGACGGUUAGAGCUUGUUCGCCGUGUGGCUAAUAUUCUUAAAUAUCAAGGCCAUUAGCAAGCUUCUUUGAGAUUACUUAUCAUUUUACAGAUGAUGAUGCUUUGUCACGUUCAGAAUUUCACAAUACAGGGUGCAGUCCCAUAACAUUGAAGCAGAUAAGCCCAGCUUCAAAUUCCGUGAUGAAAAGUCAAAUUGCAUUCUCAAC
Messenger RNA from Diospyros lotus (date-plum), 3589 nucleotides. RefSeq names its product putative disease resistance protein RGA3. The transcript is spliced from 3 exons. The record is from RefSeq and is a predicted model, not a curated record. Gene Ontology annotation, biological process: defense response to other organism. Bases 88 to 3297 code for a protein of 1069 amino acids. Gene Ontology annotation, molecular function: ADP binding; protein binding. NCBI's taxonomy places the organism in Eukaryota, Viridiplantae, Streptophyta, Magnoliopsida, Ericales, Ebenaceae.